GGGAAGACUGGAGGGAUCUGUGUGAGAGAAACACGCUUCCUGAUACAAAGCUGCUCUGACUGGUCAUUACUUGAAGACAUGGGGACCUACAAGCUAAAGAUCGCAACAGGAGAGGACCUGGGUGCUGGAACCUGUGACCAAGUCUUUAUUGUUCUUGUGGGAGUCCUGGGAGAAAGUGCUAAACAUCAUCUGAAUUAUAAGUGGAGUAACUUCAGACCUGGAGCAGUAACUGACUUUGAAGUUGACACUGAGAAAGAUCUUGGAGAGCUUCUGCUGGUUCGUCUAUCCACAAUGACCUACAAGAGUUUGAAUGCAGUUGCUUGGUACUGCCAGUAUGUCAAUGUGACCUGCCCUAAUGGUCAUCUCUACCAGUUUCCUUUUUAUCAAUGGUUACCUAGUGGAAUGACUGUGGAAAUACCAGAGGGAAAGGGUAUUGUAUUAUCCAAGAAUACUCACCCUCUUCUCCAGCAACAACGGAGAGCAGAACUAGAGAUGAAGAGAGAAAAUCACAAGUGGAAAUGCGAGAUAGAUGGAAUCCCUCACCGCAUUAAUGUAGACAAGGUUGAGGAUCUGCCCAUUAACGACCAGUACUCCUUCUUAAAACUGAGCAGUUUCAACUACUCCAAGACAGCCACGGGACUUGAACAGAUGCAGGAAGGUUUCACUGCUGCAGAACCAUGGACUGAUCUAGAUGAUAUCAAACUGGUCUUCUGUCUGACAAGAUUUGGUAACUUUGAUGUGAUAGAUGAGCUAUGGAAGGAGGAUUCCUUCUUCGGUAGUCAAUAUUUGAAUGGAAAUAACCCUAACCUAAUAAGGAAAUGCUCCAAAAUCCCGGAGAACUUCCCAGUUACUAAUAACAUGGUGGCUGCAUCUCUGGGGACCACAACCAGUCUUCAGAAAGAACUAGAGAUAGGCAACAUCUUCCUGGCAGAUUACAAGAUUCUGCAGGGGGUCCCUGCCAAUAAAUCCAUAAAUGGACAGCAACAAUACAUGGCUGCUCCUAUUUGUCUACUGUGGAAAACUCCUCAAGAUCAACUUGUCCCAAUAGCCAUCCAGUUGUCUCAAAUCCCAGGAGAGAAUGCUCCAAUCUUCCUGCCCAGUGACUCUGAAUCUGACUGGUUACUGGCCAAGAUCUGGGUCCGCAAUUCUGACUACCAGGUGCAUGAGGUGGUCACUCACCUUCUCUAUACUCAUCUCUUUGCUGAGGUCUUCAACAUUGCAACCACCAGACAACUUCCAAUGAGCCACCCAGUGUACAAGCUAAUUAUUCCACAUCUUCGUUACACCCUUGAGACCAAUGUCCUUGGCAGAGCUAUUCUCUUUAAUCCUGGAGCCCUUUUUGAUCAGGUUAUAGGAUCUGGAAAAGGAGGGCUUCAGAUACUUCUGAAAAAAGGAACGGAUGAGGUCACUUACAGCAGCCUCUGUCUCCCUGAUGACAUCCAGGCAAGAGGACUGGAAUCCAUUCCCAAUUACCUGUACAGGGAUGAUGGGAUGAACAUCUGGUUGGCUAUGGAGAGCUUUGCGUCCAACAUUGUGAAUUACUACUAUGAGAGUGAUGUGGCUGUCAGUAAAGAUCCUGAACUUCAGGCCUGGGUGGCAGAGAUCUACAAAGAAGGUUUCUUGGACAACAAAUCUACAGGAAUGCCCUCAUCCUUGGAGACCAAGGCCUCUUUGAUCAAGUACCUGACCAUGCUGAUCUUCACUUGUUCUGUUCAGCAUGCAGCGGUCAGCAGCGCUCAGUUUGACUUAUAUACCUGGAUGCCUAAUGGUCCGCCAGCAAUGAAAAGUCCCCCUCCAACAGUAAAAGGGGUCAGUACAACCGAGAGUAUACUGGCUACAUUGCCUGAAGUAAACACAACCAGUUUGGGCAUAGCCAUUGUGUGGCAGCUCACUAAAGAUCCAACAGAUAAGAGACAUCUGGGGGAUUACCAUGAUGUGCAUUUUACAGAGGAGGUUCCACAGACAUUCAUAAAAGAUUUCCAGGAGAAACUGGCUAAGAUCUCCCAUUCCAUUAAAGUGAGGAACAAGAGCAUGAAAUUGCCAUAUCCCUACUUGGACCCGACUGAGAUUCAGAAUAGUGUCUCUAUAUAACAUGACUAGUGGCAGUGGAUCUGUUGACUAUGUCUGAACUUGCUACCAGUUUAUCAUGUCUUGAUUUGCACUGUAUUUUCAAGCCACUGUCAUAUUAUCAUGACCUGAUUAGCACUGUCCAUCUGUGUUUUAAAGCCAUUGUCAGAUAAUAUUUGAUGUGAUUAAAAAUGUCAGUACAAGUUG
This is a messenger RNA of Pseudophryne corroboree (corroboree frog), 2274 nucleotides long. Its product is annotated as polyunsaturated fatty acid lipoxygenase ALOX15B-like. The record is from RefSeq and is a predicted model, not a curated record. The transcript has 15 exons. Lineage: Eukaryota; Metazoa; Chordata; Amphibia; Anura; Myobatrachidae. Gene Ontology annotation, molecular function: iron ion binding; oxidoreductase activity, acting on single donors with incorporation of molecular oxygen, incorporation of two atoms of oxygen; protein binding. Bases 79 to 2091 code for a protein of 670 amino acids. Gene Ontology annotation, biological process: lipoxygenase pathway; arachidonate metabolic process; linoleic acid metabolic process.